AGCCCGAGCUGCAGCUGCCACCUGCAAGUGGUACGCUGGCUGCAGCGGUGGCAACCCCGGAUCCCGUCCUCCCGCGUCGCGCCCAUCAGCGCGGAUCCCGGGGGCGACGCAGUGGCGAAGUUGGGCUGUGGGCCCAGCGACAGCACCAGGCGGAGAAGCACCACUCAACCCCAUCCCUGGGCUGCAGAGGGCCCAGCGCGGGGGGCUCCGAGCGUCGGGAGCCGGUGGAAGAGGAGAAGUGCUCGCGGGCGACAGUCAAACAGGCCCCGGGGCAGUGCGCGCCUCGCGCUCCAGGGAGCCCCGCCAGCCUGCGGCACCUCCGCAGCAACCGCCGCCUGCACUGGGCGCCGCGAGAGAGCCGUUAGGGCGGUUUCUCCGCCUGGGGCCUGUUGGGCGGGGCCGGCUAAGGUGCUCGUGCUCGCUGGUUCUAAUUGUUCUGUUGGGCGUUUCUGCUGAGAGGCGGGAGGCGCUGAGAGUCUGUGCGAAGGCCCGUGGACAGACUGCAUUGCUUGUUGCGCUUCGGAGGCGGCGAUCCCCGAAGGCGAGCUGAAAUAGGGCUGGAGCGUUCCCAGGCUACAAUUUCCAGGCGACGACUAUGGAAGACUACGAGCUGGAGAGGUGGCCCACCCUCAGGGAGCGCUUGUGCUCGGAUGGCUUCUCAUUUCCCCAAUACCACAUUAAAUCGUCUCACCUGAGGAGGAUCCACAGCGCUGUCUUCUCUGGUAAUCUGGAGAAACUGGAGUACCUUCUGCUCACGUAUCAUGACGCCAAUAAGAGAGACAAGAAGGAAAGGACUGCCCUACAUUUGGCCUGUGCCACUGGCCAACCGAAAAUGGUAUUUCUCCUGGUGUCCAGAAGAUGUGAGCUUAACAUGCAGGACCGUGAAUGCAGGACGCCUCUGAUCAAGGCUGUGCAACUGAGGCAGGAGGCUUGUGCAACUAUUCUGCUGCAAAAUGGCGCUGAUCCAAAUAUUAUGGAUUUCUUUGGAAGGACUGCUCUACACUAUGCUGUGUAUAAUGAAGAUACAUCCAUGAUAGAAAAACUUCUUUUAUAUGGUACAAAUAUUGAAGAAUGCAGCAAGGUAUAGGUCAACCAACGUUAUUUUCAAACUAUCUGAAAUGCAUUUAUUUUAACAUUGACACAAGGGUCAAUUUUUCAUAUUUGGAAGCUCAAACAUUUCUUGAAUGAAAAUAUUUUGAAAUGCC
This is a messenger RNA of Nomascus leucogenys (northern white-cheeked gibbon), 1205 nucleotides long. RefSeq names its product ankyrin repeat domain-containing protein 36C-like. The record is from RefSeq and is a predicted model, not a curated record. Gene Ontology annotation, molecular function: protein binding. Lineage: Eukaryota; Metazoa; Chordata; Mammalia; Primates; Hylobatidae.